UUUUUUCUAACUCUCUAUGUGUAGGUCUGACAUUUUUUAUGCAAUUAUGCUUAUGGGGAGUUUAUUCAAAUUAAUCUACACAAGCUCGUAAUUAGCAUAGUUUAAUCGGAAUCCAAUUGAUCUAAUCAGGAAUCUUGUGUUCUUUUCAAAAAGAAAAUAAUCCUUCCUACGCCUCUGGCUGUGCAACCCUUUCUAUUCUGACAGAAACCGGUGGCGCUCUGGCUGAGGAGAGAUGCGAAGGGAGCCCCUUGCCAGGAACCAGGGAAACAUCCUUGUCAGGAAAGGGACGGGAUUAAUUUUACAUUUCUGGUCAUUUUCUUGCAAGUCGCGCUCAGGGACUGUCGUGCACCAGUUGAAGGGCCUGUGCUACUUCACCAACGGGACGCAGAGGGCGCGGCUCGUGCAGAGAUACAUCUACAACCGCGAGGAGUACGCGCGCUUCGACAGCGACGUGGGGAAGUUCGUGGCGGUGACCGAGCACGGGGAGCAGGACGCCGAGAACUGGAACUCACAGAAGGACAUACUGGAGCUGAGGCGGGCCGAGGUGGACACGGUGUGCAGACACAAUUAUGAGAUAGACAUCCCCACGGCCUCGAGCCAGCGAGCGCAACCUAAGGUGACCGUCUACCCAUCCAGGACAGAGGCUUUAAACCACCACAACCUGCUGGUCUGUUUGGUGACAGAUUUCUAUCCAGAUCAAGUCAAUGUUCGGUGGUUCCGGAAUGAACAGGAGGAGACAGCAGGAGUUGUAUCCACCCCACUUAUUAGGAAUGGGGACUGGAGCUUCCAGAUCAUGGUGAUGCUGGAAAUGACCCCCCAGCGUGGAGAUGUCUACACCUGCCAAGUGGAGCACCCCAGCCUCGAGACCCCUAUCACAGUGGAGUGGCGAGCCCAGUCUGAAUCUGCCCGGAGCAAGAUGCUGAGUGGCAUUGGAGGAUUUGUGCUGGGGUUGAUCUUCCUUGGACUGGGCCUCUUCAUUCGUCACAAGAACAAGAAAGGACCUCAUGGGCCUUUGCCAACAGGGCUCCUGCACUGACUCCUGAAGGUCUCCUGAAGAGCUUUGAUGGAUACUUCUUUCUCCUCUUCUGUAAUGCCUGCCUAUAACUGUUGAUAAUUCCCAGUUGCCUGCAAGUAUGCCUCUCUGAGAUUGGAGUCCUCUGACUCUGAGACAAUCAUUAGAUCACUUCCUGUCAUCACUCCUUGGAGAGACUGGCUGUGAAGUUUCAUCCUGCACUGACCCCAAAGUCUGUUUGUGCUUCAGCAAUGAAGCCAAGGGCUUUUUCUUUCCCAUUGUCUGUCAAUAAACUGUUCAAGAGAAGCACAUGAAACCAUCUAUCUGGCUGUAGAACUUUCCCAGGAUUAAAGACAAUUAUGAAUAGUA
Sorex araneus (European shrew) is the source of this 1381-nucleotide messenger RNA. Its product is annotated as rano class II histocompatibility antigen, A beta chain-like. Gene Ontology annotation, molecular function: MHC class II protein complex binding. The coding region runs from base 233 to 1036 and encodes 267 amino acids. The transcript has 6 exons. The record is from RefSeq and is a predicted model, not a curated record. Gene Ontology annotation, cellular component: MHC class II protein complex; membrane. Lineage: Eukaryota; Metazoa; Chordata; Mammalia; Eulipotyphla; Soricidae. Gene Ontology annotation, biological process: antigen processing and presentation of exogenous peptide antigen via MHC class II; positive regulation of T cell activation; peptide antigen assembly with MHC class II protein complex.